CAACAAAUCCCGAGACUAGAAUUAUAAGAUAUCAUCUGGCUAAGAAUCCCAACCGUCGAUAUUCACUACCUAAGUACCCUGAAUUAAUAACCAAUAGAAUCAUGUCCGAUACCCCAGAUCUCUCCCUGCCUGUUAAGUCACCAGAAUACGACAACAACACCGCUUUGACACCAGCACCUAUCUAUACUCUCGUCGACCUAACCGACACGGAGCUCGCAGACCUCCAGCGUGUAUGCGAAGCUGAGUGCAUAGACACGGGCAAUGAACCUGGAGCCAACGUGCGCAUUGCCCCGCAGCCACGCUUCAUCGGCCAGCCCCUGCGCGCCGUCUUCGACCACCACCUCGAACUGGUGAAGGAGAAGAAGUUUGAGCCUAGGUGGUUCAUCGCCGUCGCCGACAAGGAGUGGCGAAGCAAGGGCGUCAUACUAGUAACGCUAGACGACGACGAGCUCGAGCGCAACGUCGACUCGUUCCGCAUUAGGGCUGCGAAUACCGGCUUGACGGUGGCGAAUCUGCAGGUUGCGAAUUCUGACUGGGCGGAGGAGAAAGAGAACUACGAGUUCGAUCUAGAUGGCGACGACGAUGAUGAUGAAGAUUAGCAAAUCAAAAAGUCCCUCCUAGGCUACUACAUUCCCCAUCCACAUCCACACGAGCCUAAACGAAGACGAAGCCGUGGCGAACCUGGAGCCGGGGUUCGAGUUCAAGCCGCCAGAACGAUGCGCCUGCCGCAUCCAAGCCAAACUCACCCCUCCGCCCUCCUCUCCUACCCCGCACAUGCACACGACGCACACUCAAAACACGGUCGAGCAGGCUGCUGCCCUGCAUUUCACGCGCCGCGCAGCGACCCGACAUCUGCCCCCAACGCACAUCCCUCGUUGCCGACACGGCCGACCCCGACGAGUACGGCUUGCUGAUAUCAGGUCGAGGUGCCGCCCCCGCCACAUCCGCAUCCCCUAGGUACACGUGCCCACUCAGGCCUGAAAACCCCGCUUCCUGCCCAUCACAUCCCUCCCUGGCUGGCCCUCCACCACCGCCGCCCCGUCUUCCUCGUCUUUUCCUGCAAAAAAAAAAAAAAAAAAAAAGAAAGAAAAAAGCAUGCACACGCGCUCGACC
Messenger RNA from Hypoxylon fragiforme, 1113 nucleotides. RefSeq lists its product as uncharacterized. The record is from RefSeq and is a predicted model, not a curated record. The coding region runs from base 102 to 599 and encodes 165 amino acids. NCBI's taxonomy places the organism in Eukaryota, Fungi, Ascomycota, Sordariomycetes, Xylariales, Hypoxylaceae. The transcript has a single exon.